This is a messenger RNA of Penicillium malachiteum, 1386 nucleotides long. It is a transcript of the gene pigc, whose product is annotated as phosphatidylinositol N-acetylglucosaminyltransferase. The record is from RefSeq and is a predicted model, not a curated record. Lineage: Eukaryota; Fungi; Ascomycota; Eurotiomycetes; Eurotiales; Aspergillaceae. Gene Ontology annotation, cellular component: membrane; glycosylphosphatidylinositol-N-acetylglucosaminyltransferase (GPI-GnT) complex. The transcript is spliced from 2 exons. Gene Ontology annotation, biological process: GPI anchor biosynthetic process. Bases 1 to 1386 code for a protein of 461 amino acids.
AUGAAUUCUCCACCAUCAUCGCACUCUCCAAUCCCUCCACCUAUCCCUGUGGACACACACCCCAACCGCACCCAGCCUCCUGAGUUAGAUCGCAUCCCAGAUCCGAAUCGCUUGGCGCCCGAAGAUGCCUAUUUUGCACCAUCGCUCGCCAGGGCUCGUUCUGCGCCGGUGAACUACGACGAAAGUCUUCGGUCUUUAAGCAGUGAUGGCACCCUACGACCUCCUCACCCGGACAAUUACACCGAUACCGAGACCUUCUUGGAUCAUCUCCAGCGAAACCCCCGUGUGCGACCGUAUGACUUCUGGCCCCUUGUAUCCGACUCCACGGUCAUCGUGCAACAUGUCUGCUCAGUUGUUAUUUUCGUGUGUUGCUUUGUUGGAAUCGUUCAGGACCGAGUGAGCCCCGUCUCGAUUGUAUGCUGGGGUAGUGUCGGCACAGCCAUGGGGUGGAUUCUUUGGGAUAAUUGGAUCUGGAAGGAACAUACAGAACUGUCACAGGCUGCGAAUGGGGCUAUCGGUGAUGAUGGCUCUAGCUCGAGUUCUAUGACAAGUGCUCUCAAUCCGGUCGAAGGCGAUGGACAGGCGAAUGGCUCGAAGACUAGUCCGAUCCAUGGCCUUGGGCUUGGACUUACAAUGUCGGGAAGUGAGUCAAAAGAGCCAUCUCCGCGACGGAACAAUGAGAUAAACGGAACGUUCGAUGGAUCGGAGGCGACUUCGGGCCUUGGAGAAUCUUUAUCUUCAGCUCCUCACAGUGUAGAUGAAGAGGAUUCGGAUAGCCGCUCGCUUUUCUCCUCGCGCAAUCGUCAACGCCUUUCCACUGUGAAGUCUGCCUUCUUGAUUUACUUCUCUUUGCUGGGACUUAGUCCCAUCUUGAAGUCCCUUACUAAGUCCACAGCCAGUGACUCUAUUUGGGCACUAAGUUGCUGGCUUUUAAUUAUGAAUAUCUUUUCUUUUGACUACGGGAGCGGCGAGGGCGCAGGCGCCACCACGAAGUUUCCAGCAUCAUUAUCUACAAAUGCAGCUGUGAUGGCAUCUACCGUGCUUGCCUCUCGCCUACCCUCAACUACUCACGUGUUCAGCCUGAUGCUCUUCUCAAUGGAAGUCUUUGGCUUGUUCCCCAUAUUCCGUCGCCAACUCAGACAGAAGUCAUGGACAGGCCAUGUGAUGCUGACACUUUCCUUGGUCUUCAUUGCUGGGGGUGCUGUUGGCAUGACCCUGAGUGGGGGAUGGGCAUCUGCCAUAAUUGGCUCUGUCCUAGGCAGUAUUCUGACUGCAUUCGCAAUGGGCGGGUGUAGUUGGUGGCUCAUCAGCCUACAGAAGUACAAAAAUGUGGUCAUCGGACCAUGGGAUCCAGCUAGGCCUAUCAUCCGACGACACUGGAAUUAA